GACAUCAAGCGCAACUCCGAAUUAAAAGCCUGGCAAAUAUGGCCGAAGCACCUGCCACGUCGCGAUUGAUUGUGAAAAACCUCCCCAAAUAUGCCACAGACAAACUGGUUCGGGAUCACUUUACCCAGAAAGGCGAAGUGACAGACGUCAAGCUUAUGUAUACAGGGUAUGUGAGGAUUGUACAGGUGUUGUGCUGUUCACACAUAUUUAAACAAAGUGAUCUAGAAAAGCCAAACAUUGAACGAUUUUCUAUUACAUCACGAGACGCAUAA
Sphaeroforma arctica JP610 is the source of this 272-nucleotide messenger RNA. RefSeq lists its product as hypothetical. Gene Ontology annotation, molecular function: RNA binding. Bases 39 to 272 code for a protein of 77 amino acids. NCBI's taxonomy places the organism in Eukaryota, Ichthyosporea, Ichthyophonida. The transcript has 2 exons. The record is from RefSeq and is a predicted model, not a curated record.